Molecule: messenger RNA, 585 nt
Organism: Paramuricea clavata
Lineage: Eukaryota; Metazoa; Cnidaria; Anthozoa; Malacalcyonacea; Plexauridae
Source: the annotation of a GenBank genome assembly
AUGCACCGAUUCGAAAAAGAGUUGUCAAGUCUGGAGGAUUGUAGCGAGUUACACGAAAACGAGGCUAGUCAGGUUGUUGUUUUUAGUCAGGAAAUUUACAAAAUAAUACUAAAAAUUAUACGAAGUUAUAUAAAAGGUUUUCAUGGAAAAAUUGUUGUUUAAAGUUGCAUGCCAUCGCACUGUUGUGUACCUCUUUGUUCUCAGCAAGGAUACCGACUCUCAAAUGGUGAAAAGGUUUCAUAUUUCAACUUUCCAAAAGAUAAAACUGCACGUAAACAAUGGAUUCAUGCAAUAAGGCGCGACGAAGGGAACUAUUUUAAAAUCCAUGACAAGACAAAGGUUUGUUCUCUUCAUUUUAAGCCUGACGACUUAAAGAAAUCUUUAAAUGGAAGAAUAUUUGUAAAGGAAGGCAAUAUUCCUUCAAAGUUUGAGUGGAAGCUAGAAUCGCCGAAGAAACGAAAAGCACCAGCAGUCCGACAGCCACUAGUCAAGUACACAACAUGCAACAAUGUGCCAAGUACUUCUUCACAUGCAGAUUUCACAGUCAGUAAAGUCAAUGACAACGAGGAAUUAUUGAAGGAAGAG